AUGGCGUUUUUGGAGUAUAACGGGACCAAUGUUUCUUUUAGUGAAGGGAACGCGUCUGUGGAUGAUGCGUACUACAGUCUUAUAAAACAGCCCGUGUACAUGGUGGUCGUCCUAGGUCUGGCCUAUGGGAUUAUAUUUGUGUUGGCUCUGCUUGGGAAUAUCUGUGUGAUGGUCAUCAUCUACAAGGACAAACGAUUCCACACGGCGACCUACGUGUUCCUCGUCAAUCUGGCUAUUUCUGACCUUCUCGUUGCCUUCUGUUGUCUCCCGGUCACUCUCAUGACCAAUCUGUAUAACGAAAACUCGUGUCUUGGAAAAUGUUUUGGCGCCCCCUACAAGCUAAUGCGUCUCAGUUGGAGGUUCGGGGCGUUCAUGUGUAAGGCCGUGCCCUAUCUACAAGGUAUCUCCGUGUGUGCCUCGGUUAACACGCUCGCCGCCAUUGCUAUAGACAGAUUCAUAGCCAUCUGUUUCGUCCUGCGACUGAAGAUGACGAUGCGUAUCGCUAGGAUGAUAAUCGUGGUGAUCUGGUGCGUGGCGCUGACCAUCAUGAUCCCUUGGGCGCUGUACUAUAACCAGGUCGAGUACCGCACCAGCAUCCAGGUCCUCUACGUCUGCUACCAGACGUGGCCCACCACCGGGCAGGACCGAGACUUCUUCGUCGCCGUCUUCCUCCUGUGCUACGCCAUCCCGCUCGUCUUCAUCGUGCUGUGCUACGUCAUGAUCGGCCUGAGGGUGUGGAACAGGGACGCGCCGGGCAUCACCACGGAGAGGGGAGUCAUCCUCAAGUCGAAGAUCAGGGUCGUCAAGAUGCUGGUGGUCGUCGUCCUGCUGUUUGCCCUGUCGUGGCUGCCGUUGUACGCCGUGCAGAUCAAACUGUAUUUCUUUCGUCCCGAUGACACCAGCGACGAGAUGGGCAUACUCCAGAACUCCAUAAUGCCUCUAGCGCAGUGGCUCGGGACGUCCAACACGUGCAUGAAUCCACUGGUCUACUGCCUGUUCAGCAAGCGAAUCAGAGGCAGGAUUCGGCUGAUGCUCAUAUGUGCUUCGUCCUCGGAGUCUCAGCAGUUGGUGUUUAGUAGAUACUAUUCCAGCACGCGGCACAUGACCGUCGAUUAUUCCAACGGGCACGUGAAGCUGGCGUUCAAACGACCCAAUCUAACUGUGGAGAAUAUCAGUCUUUAUCAGAGAAACAGUGACACAAUUUCCACGAACGACACACCUGUGGACAAUCCGCCUGACAUAGGCUCCUGA
Messenger RNA from Gigantopelta aegis, 1251 nucleotides. Its product is annotated as neuropeptide SIFamide receptor-like. The record is from RefSeq and is a predicted model, not a curated record. Bases 1 to 1251 code for a protein of 416 amino acids. Gene Ontology annotation, biological process: G protein-coupled receptor signaling pathway. Lineage: Eukaryota; Metazoa; Mollusca; Gastropoda; Neomphalida; Peltospiridae. Gene Ontology annotation, cellular component: membrane. The transcript has 4 exons. Gene Ontology annotation, molecular function: peptide binding; G protein-coupled receptor activity.